Molecule: messenger RNA, 453 nt
Organism: Ipomoea nil (Japanese morning glory)
Lineage: Eukaryota; Viridiplantae; Streptophyta; Magnoliopsida; Solanales; Convolvulaceae
Exons: 1
Coding region: 1-453 (150 amino acids)
Source: RefSeq, a predicted model, not a curated record
AUGGAGGAAGGCGACUAUUGCUACACUUCCAAAAUAGAGCCCAAAAACAUUACCGAAGCCUUAAAAGAUGAAUUUUGGGUGGAAGCCAUGCAAGAAGAAUUGCAACAUUUUGAAAGAAACAACGUCUGGGAGUUAGUCCCUAGACCAGAAAAAGCCAAUAUCAUCGGGACAAAAUGGAUCUACAAGAACAAAACAGAUGAACAAGGAAACAUAACAAGAAACAAAGCUCGACUAGUAGCACAAGGAUACACACAAAUUGAAGGGACAGAAUUUGAGGAAACAUUUGCCCCAGUAGCCAGAAUUGAAUCAAUCCGGCUCCUCAUAGCAAUAUCUUGCAUACUCAAGAUAAAACUCUAUCAAAUGGACGUAAAAACAGCAUUUUUAAAUGGCAAUUUAAAAGAAGAAAUCUAUGUUGCUCAACCAAAGGGAUUUGAGGAUCCUCAUUUUCCAUAA